AUGUUUAAAAGAUCGUCAUCAACUCCCGUUAGAUCUGUUGUCCCCGUAAUCGAAGAGCCAAUAUCCCAAUAUCAGCAACCAUUACGACCUGGACCAUUGUCUCUGCCAAUCACAUUGCCUUUCGAUAUCGGAUCAACUAUUGUUAAUCCCAUAGACGGCUCGGCAUAUCAAUUGAUCAAACCUCUUGGUAACGGAUCCUAUGCUGUGGUGUACUUGGUGCGAGAGAAGAACACUGGCAAUUUUUACGCUCUCAAAUGUUUGUCAAAGGCAAACUUAUCGGAUUAUCAUUUAGAAAUACAGCAUAAUGAGGUACGCCUCCAUGAGCGAUUAUCACAUCCUAAUAUCGUGAAACUUGAUAAUUAUUUCGAAACACCUGAUUGGCUCUUCCUUGUACUCGAAUAUUGCGAAGGUCAAGAUUUAUAUUAUUGGUUGACACAGAAUAAUGAUGGCAGAAAUCCUUUGACCGGCACGCUCCUAUCAGAGAAAGAACGUAUGGUAAUAUUGAAACAGGUCUUUCUGCAGAUAUUAAGUGCGGUCGGCUAUUGUCAUAUGAAAGGCAUCGCUCACAGAGAUCUCAAGCCAGAGAAUUUUAUUGUUAUGGUCAAGAAUGAUAAUGAAUUUAAGGGUGUUCAAGUUAAGUUGACGGAUUUCGGAUUGGCGACCGACGAAAAGGAAUCGACGGAUUUCGACUGUGGAUCUAAACCUUACAUGAGCUAUGAGUGUCGAAAUGCUAUGCACGAUACAUAUAAUCCACGUCUAGCUGAUAUAUGGUCGCUAGGAAUCAUACUUAUUAACCUGUUAUACCAUCGUUCACCAUGGGCUGAUCCUAAUCCGGAAGAAUGUAAAACGUUCGUUACAUUUCAGCUUGACAAGGCCGGUUUCUUGAUGCAAAGGUUCCCAACUAUGCCAAAAAAUGUUGCACAAUUCUUGGCUUCUCGCGUAUUUUGCAACGUGGGGAGGGGACGAAUUGAUAUCAUGGAAUGGAAGAAUUGGUGCGACAGAUUGGUCGAGAGAAUGUUGUUAGAUGAGAAUGAACUUGAAGAUGUGUUUGAUGAUCAAGAACUUUCGUCAUCAAUUUCUAGAGGAAGUUCGUCUAGUUCUCAGAGACGACAAGGACACGACCGUCAUCAAUCAUGGUCAGAUGUGUUCGGAGAUUUUGAAAAUGAAAUAGCACUAAGCAGGCAUAGUAGUCGCAGUAGGCAUAGUAGUCGUCGUUCUUCAUUGUAUAGAUCGCCACAAAACACCAAAUUGGUUGAAACCAAGUUAAGAUUCGCCGAGAAAGAUGAAUAUGAAAACCAAGCGGAUAACGCCAAUAACAGUGACGCGGACUCCGGUUUUGGCACCGAUGAGGAUGGUAAUGGUAACAUUAUCAAGAGGCUUAAAGAAUGCGUCGGAGCAGAAGCUUCCGACGAAAAUAUCAAUCCCGCCAAAGCGCCUUUAUCCGUAUCUCCCCCAAAGGUGAUAUUUUGCAAGCCUAAACCCUGGGGUGAUUAUAGAUCUCGUGGACAUCAACGAGAAGGUUCAACCGAUAAUGUCCCAACUACCUCCAAUACAACAAUUAACAGCCAUUGGUCUUCUUAUAACCAACGUCGUGAACGCUUGGAACAGAGACGCAAGGAAAAACAAGAAAAGACAUUGAACUCUUUGGGCGCUUACAGGCGGCGUGGCUCAUUGAAUUUAGAUACGAAUGAUUCUGGUCGUCUCACUGGCGAUAAUAAUAAUACUACGGUUACUCGUAAGAGUCCUCAACGUCCUUCAAAUAUGAACCAAGAAAGCGCUUAUACCACUCCUCCAAAGCGAAAUGCGCCACCAACACGACCGCCACUUCGCAAGAAAAGUACUCGGUCCAUUAAUAACUUUCCUUUGGCGUCUUCCCCUCCAAAGCCAUCGGUCGCUGCUUUUCAAUCAACAUCUUUUCCUUCUACAUCUAAUGAUAAUAAAGCGAUCAUUAACACGCCAAAGCAGUAUUUCCCAAAGUCUGUUGAUAAAACUCCAAAGAAAGUUGGAAAGUCCACUAAGAAUCACUUGGGGAAAAUGUUGGCGGGAGUUGUCAUGUUUAACCGUGGUGUUAAAGUUGGUGGACAAGCUAUCAAUGAAUAUGGUGAUUAA
Messenger RNA from Funneliformis mosseae, 2109 nucleotides. NCBI's taxonomy places the organism in Eukaryota, Fungi, Glomeromycota, Glomeromycetes, Glomerales, Glomeraceae. The record is from the annotation of a GenBank genome assembly.